Messenger RNA from Pelobates fuscus (common spadefoot toad), 7574 nucleotides. RefSeq names its product palladin, cytoskeletal associated protein (gene PALLD). The record is from RefSeq and is a predicted model, not a curated record. The transcript has 22 exons. Lineage: Eukaryota; Metazoa; Chordata; Amphibia; Anura; Pelobatidae. The coding region runs from base 223 to 4455 and encodes 1410 amino acids. Gene Ontology annotation, molecular function: protein kinase activity.
UGGAGGAAGAAUGACAUGGUCCUGUGGGAACAGAUGUAAGUUGCAGGCCACAUUCACCUCAUUUAGUUCCGUGGGGACAAAGCAAUCUUUGAUGUAUAGCUGUACUUUUCAUUUUAAUAACUGCAUUCAUCUUUCCAUCUCAGACCGCGUGUUUUUGAAGGAAGAAGGUGGUACACAAUCCCAAGCAAAGACAAAAAUCAAUCUGUACCUCUAACAUUGGUAAUGGAGGAAUAUUCUAAGGAAAGAACGCUGCGAGAGGGCCUUUCAGAAGACAUGUCUGAAGCAUCCUCUCAUGAUUCCUUCUAUGAUUCCUUAUCAGACUUGCAUGAGGAGGCCAUGGAUGGGACUUUCCCUGAACUUUCGGCUUUUCUUAGUCAAGAUGAGAUCAACAAGAGCCUUGACAUUGCCCGUGAAGCUUUUGCGGAUUCUAAAUAUGAGAAACCAAUUCAAGGGCAAUCUUUGCAACCCUCUUCAUUGAAUCCAGCUGACAGGUCUAUUAAAGAGAUUAAAUUAAGUAAUUCAUCGUCAAAACAUUCUCAAAAAACAGAUCGCUCAGUGCUCGUUAAUGUUCCUAAAACCCGAUGUGGAAUCACUAGUGCUUCAGUCAACACAAUUGCCGCAGAUGUUCGAGAUAUGAUAUCACCCCUUCUAAUCACAAGUCCAAGCAUAAUUCGAACUCUGCAAGCUUCAAAAAAAUCAGGGAAAGACAAAAUUCCAAACCCAAGAUCAAAAGCAAAAACAAUUCAAUGUGAUACUGGUUCCCAAAAUGACAUGUGUAAAAAGGCAGCAAAUUUUAUUGAAGAACUUUCAGCAAUAUUUCGGGAAACUAGUAAAACUAGAGAUAGGAGACCAAAUGGAGAUUCCUCUUCACCUGACAGUGGUUACCUAUCUCCCAAAGCAGACAAGCCAACUGAUAUUAACUGCCUGAUUAGUGGAAAUGAAGUAGACUUAAAAUCAAAUAUAAAAGCUAUGGAUGCACCAUCUGUAAAAGAACCGGAGAGCAAAUCCGAAAAAACAGAGGAGCAAACCGACAAGUCUGAUGUAGAAGGAACACAAACUCCAAUCAGUAAAUCAUAUACCCCUACUUCAGUUGCUAGAUUUAUUCAGAAGCUCAAAAGCCAAGAAGUUGAUGAGGGAAGUAGAGUUCGAUUGGAAUGUAAAGUGGCAGGAAACCCAUUACCAGAGGUUAGGUGGUUCUGUGAAGGCAAGGAACUGCAAAACUCCCCAGACAUUCAGAUCUCCUCUGACAGUGACGGUCUCCACGUGCUUGUCAUUGCUGAGGCCUUUGAGGACGACACAGGACGCUACACCUGUGUAGCAUCCAAUUCACUUGGUUCUGACACUUCUUCAGCAGAAGUAUUUGUUGAAGGUGCCAGUUCAUCAGAUUCGGAAAGUGAAGGCUUUGCUUAUAAUCCAGGAGCCAUGCCACAGGUUCAAAAGAAGUCAACCUCUGUUUCACUGACAAUAGGCCCUUCAUCACCAAAAUGUGGAAUAACUACCGCAGUGAUGCAGCCAAUGUCUGUACCGGUUCAGCAGGUCCAAAGUCCAAUUUCACAUCUCUACCGACAAGACGGCAAGUCUAACAUCGCAGCUCCGGCUUUCACUAAGGAACUGCAAAGUCUGACAGCGACUGAAGGACAGGUGGUGGUGCUAGAGUGCCGGGUGAAGGGUACGCCUCCUGUAAGUGUCAAAUGGUUCAGACAAGGCACCGAAAUUCAGGACUCCCCAGACUUCAGGAUACUUCAGAAAAAGCCUCGAUGUGCAUCGGAACCUGAAGAGAUCUGUACACUGGUGAUAGCAGAGACAUUUCCAGAAGAUGCCGGAAUAUUCACGUGUACAGCUCAGAAUGGCUACGGAUCCAUCACUUGUACAGCUCAGCUGACAGUUGUACCUGCAAAUAAUGAGCACACCAGAAAUCACGUGUCAAGUGGAGAGAUUAGUGGUUAUGAUUUCCAGACGUUUUCUCCUACUUCUCCAGUGAUGAAUAAUGUUUGUCUUGAAAUGCCAUCAAAGAAAUCAUCGGUGGGUUUUCAAGCACAUAGUGUCAAUGUGCAACUAAUUUCAACGGAGAAUAAGAGCAAUGGUCUGCAUGCCAGUAAUGGGGUUAAUGGCAGUCAAGAAAGAACAUACAUGUCUCCUACAUCUUCUAGUACCUUGUCCUCACCGACGAAAGAACCACCACCAGUGCCUUCAAAACCCAAACUGGAUCUUCAGACAAUACAGCAAUUGCAGAAUCAGAUACAUCAAGAGAAGGAAUCUGGUGUCUGGAACCAACAAGCCAGUGUCCUGCAAAAUACACCACCAUCUCCAUCAUUUCCUCCUCCACCUUCCUUCCAGGAACUGGAGGCCAGUCAGUUCAUCACUUCUCCUGUACAAAUGAGUGUCCUCAACUCCCACAAUUCUCCUGCAAUGCAGCCAUCAAGCUCCUUCAAUUAUGCUCGGCCUAAACAGUUCAUAGCUGCCCAGAACGUAAGUGCUACCCCUGGGUAUGUGACGCCAUCUUCUGGAUCAUCAACAUCUAGUCUACCAUCUCCAAUGUCACCAUCAACACCUCAAAAGCAAUUUGGCAGGGUUCCAGUGCCACCUUUCUCUCAAUCCUUUCCCAAUGAUGGGGAACAGUAUUGGUCACCAACAUCAUCAUCUCCACCACCGCCUCCACCACCAGUCAUGAGUCCAACAGCAAAUUAUUGUGUUCAGGAUUCAUUUCCACUACCACCGCCUCCUCCACCACUUCCUGUAUCUGCUCCAUCACCUACAUACAGUCCAUCUCCUUCACCAACUGGAAGAGGUCCUAGUUCUUGUCACAGUCCUGCUGCCUUCCUCAGCUCUAUGUUGCCAUCCCAGCAGUCACCUGUUUCUUUCAAUGAGCUUGGUCUCCCAAAAGGUGUAAUGCCUCCAGGUUUCCCAAAGCGAUCGGGCCGUACUGCCCGCAUAGCAUCAGAUGAAGAGAUACAGGGGACAAAAGAUGCUGUGAUUCAAGACUUGGAGAGAAAGCUGCGUUUCAAAGACGAUCUUCUGAACAAUGGCCAGCCGAAAUUGACCUACGAGGAAAAAAUGGCACGGCGUUUGCUUGGUGCUGACAGUGCAGCUACAGUGUUUAGCCUCCAAGAACCAGAAGAUGAUCCUAAUAUUAAUGAAGUUGCCUCUCUCGAUGCCUCUGUAGAAAGCACACUUGAUACCCAAAAGGAGUACAAGGUGUCGAGCUUCGAGCAGAGACUUAUCAGUGAGAUCGAAUAUCGUCUGGAGCGCUCCCCUGUUGAAGAAUCUGAUGAGGAAGUGGAGCAUGGAGAUGAAUCUUUGGAAAAUGGCACACCUCCUCAAUUUGAGACAAAACUGAGGCAUUAUAAAAUAUUUGAGGGAAUGCCCGCUACAUUCACAUGCAAAGUUACUGGCAAUCCAAGGCCAAAGAUAUAUUGGUUCAAGGAUGGGAAGCAAAUCUCUGUAAGGAGUGAGCACUAUAGGAUCAAAAGGGAGCCUGACGGAACCUGCUCCCUUCAUACCUCAGCCUCAGCCCUUGAUGAUGAUGGAAACUACACUAUCAUGGCUGCAAACCCACAGGGCAGAGUUAGUUGCACAGGAAGGCUGAUGGUACAGGCUGUGAACCAGAGGGGAAGAAGCACUCGCACACCAACUUCUCAGCCUCAUGUUAGAAGACCUCGAUCUCGGUCAAGAGACAGUGGAGAUGAAAAUGAACCCAUCCAAGAGAGAUUUUUCCGCCCUCACUUUCUGCAGGCUCCAGGAGAUCUGAUUGUUCAAGAAGGAAAACUCUGCAGAAUGGACUGCAAGGUCAGUGGACUCCCAACACCUGAUCUAAGUUGGCAGUUAAAUGGAAGACCUGUCCGUCCAGAUAACUCUCACAAAAUGUUAGUGCGUGAGAAUGGAGUUCAUUCAUUGGUCAUUGAGCCCGUGACCACAAGAGAUGCUGGAAUAUAUACCUGCAUUGCCACGAACCGUGCUGGAGAAAAUUCAUUCAGCUUAGAACUCAUUGUUGCAGCUAAGGAUGCCCACAAGCCACCCGUGUUUGUAGAAAAGCUGCAGAACACAGGAGUAGCUGAGGGAUACCCUGUAAGACUGGAGUGCCGCGUGUCUGCAAUGCCUCCACCCCAGAUCUUCUGGAAGAAGGAGAAUGAUUCCCUCACUUACAACACAGACAGAGUUAGUAUGCAUCAAGACAACUAUGGUUAUCUAUGCCUACUAAUCCAAGGUGCAACAAAAGAAGAUGCUGGCUGGUAUACGGUUUCAGCAAAAAACGAGGCUGGUAUUGUGUCUUGUACUGCAAGACUUGAUGUACACACUCAAUGGCAACAGCAAGCUCCUAAAUCAAGAAAGGUUAGGCCUUCAGCCAGUCGAUACGCAGCACUUUCUGAUCAAGGGCUGGAUAUCAAAGCAGCUUUCCUGCCAGAGGCCAACCCUGUGCACUUGCAGCCGGCACUGGUGGAGAGCGACGACCUGUAGAUUGGACAAGCGUGACCUUUGUGUAAACCUCGAAAGCCUCAGAUGACGCCUGGCAACGUCCACAUCAUGUAACAAAUUGAACACGCCUUCAGCUAAACUGAUAGGGACAUGUUAAACUGCAUAUUAACCAUUUGUAUAAGCAGAAAAGAUAUAUAGCAUAGGAGGAAUAAACUUGAUGUAUUCCUUGCACAAUAAAUAUCACUCACAGUUCUGCUGUAUAAACAAGGUUGUUCUUAAGUUUACCCAAUGUCCUACUACAAAACAAAACAAAAACACAAUACACAAAUUUUUGGUCUCACCUGUGUAGAAUACAAGUGUGAAAUGCUUUUAUGUUGCAGUGCUUCCGACACCAAGAGUAUGUUUUUAUGUGUCAUUAUUGUGAAACAGAUUGAUUCACCAGCAUUGAAAAAAGUUAAAUGCCAAAGACAUUUUAUAACAUUAAGUCUUGCUUUCUGCAUACGAUAUCUUUUUAAAUGUUUUAGCCGAUGCAACUGUUGAAUAUUGGCGUUUAUAGGGAUUUUUGGUUUUGUUCUUCCUGGUCAGCGCUGAAAGUUCACUGUAUACAUGGUUCCUGUAGUCAAUUGUACAACCAUGACAAGCAUUGCAUUUUCUGUUCUAAAUAGUUUGCUUGGCUGUACACAUUAUGGACUGUCAAUCUCCUUCUGCUUGUAUAUGUACACACCCUGAAUUGUUUGCUUGCAAGUAUUUACCAUGCAUUGCGUGACAUUUAAACGACUGAAAAAAGAUGACCUUUGCUCUCCUUCUUCAAGUAUAUCCUUGAGGACUUUCUAAAGUUCCAAGUGGUUUAUUAUCUGUGAACUAUACUUAGAUUUACAGUAAUAUCUGCUAUGAGUCUCAGAAGGUGGUCUGUAACUUUGCGAUAGUCAGGAAUGUGUUGACCUCAGUUUCUUAGAGGGUGGCCUCUGACCGUGUAACUCAUAACAAUGAGGGAUAGGGUUGGUAAAAGGCGUCAUGUGUGUUGUUUAAUGUAACAACCCAAAAAGAACUGCAGGCUGUUUUUAGAGGUAUGUAAAAGCAGACUACCACGCACAAAGUCAGUAGUGUGGACAAGUAUAGUGUAGGAAUUUUAAUUAAUGUAUAAUUCAAAAUUUCUGAAAUAGCCUAAAUUUAAAUCCGUAAGUGUGUGAUGAAAGUGAAGAUGAUGGACAUGUGCUAUGAAUGGAUUCGGUUUACAGAAUGAAUAUAUGGGAAGUUGCAUGCCUCCAUGUUGCCAUAGGCACUCCCAGCAGGGAUUAGAGUUUAAAUAUGUAGGCCACAACUAUUACUUUUUGCAUAGUUUUGGCUUAAUGAACAGUAUUAGCAUACAUAUUCUAUAGAGCCAAGUGGUAAUUAGGUGUGGUUUCCCUCAGUGAACAUUUGCCCACAGUAACUCUCUGAUGAUGAAAGAAACCAAAAUGUAGCAUAGGUUAGAACAUUGAACGUGCCAAGUGUGAAUAUGUUCUAUUAAUGAAAAAUAAAAAGCAUUGGCUUCUAUGGAACACUAACUCACACAGCUGUCAAUCACUAUUCCUCAGAGUUGUGCCAUACUGUGUUGUCUGUUUUAGGAGAAGAUAUUUGUGUUGAUAAAUAGCUCUUCAUAGAUGUAGGUUUGAGCAGGCAGUGACUAAUACCGGGGUGGACAGGAGGACUAAUUGACCUAAACCCAGACCAGAUUUUGCUUCUUGAGCCUAGGAUGGCCACCAGCCCUCUGAGCCAGUGGUAGUUUAAUUGUUUUUGUAAUUUAGUCAAUGACCCACUAAACGAAAAAAUAUAAAUUAAUACAAUAAACUACAUACAGCAACAACUCUUGUAGUUAACUACCUCUAGUGAAACAUCACUGCCAGUUUAUAAAACAUAACCACAAAUAAAUAAAUCCAUAGAUUUUCAUUUAGAAAUUUCUCAUAGUCAUAGAUGUUCUCCGAACCCUCCUGAUUACUGCAAGUAAGAGGGAGAUUGCUUUGAUGUGAUAAGGACACAGUCACUAAAAUGAUGCAAGAUGCUAGAUAGAAUUAGAUGACCCCAGUACUGGUGUUACUGAAGUGUCCAUUAUGUUAAAAAUGGAGUGUUAAUGCUUCGUUCACACUGCAUGGUAACAACCAUAGAAAAUGGAUUUGCCAAAAAACUGUUUUUCUUCUAAAGAAUCUGCUGCCAUCUGGUGUGAACAAAAUAGAAUACAGAUUCAUCAGGAAACUUAUACCAUAGUAUUUAACUUUUUUGUUCUUUUUGCUUUUCGGAUGGUGCACAAACUAUUGCUUAAAAAACAAACAAACCACUACACUAGGGAAAUCAUCAUUUUUGUUAAUUUGGGAAUCAAACUAAAUACAUUACAAUAUUAAUGGUACUUUACCAAGAAAGGGAAACAGUGCAUUUUCCUUGUAAGAAGCACACAUUAUUUAUAUUAAGUAUUGACCUGUUUUUUUCUCUGCUAUACUACAUAUGUAUCUUUUUUUUACACCUAUAUCAUUCACUGUAUGUAUUGCUGUAGAGACAUGCAUUAGUGGCUUUUUUUUUUUAUACGAGUUAAUUUCUUAAUCCUUUUGAUGUAGUACAAUAGCAUAAUACAAUUUUUGGUGUAGAUUGUAAACACAGUUAUAGUUAAUGCAUUUAACACUUAUUUACCAUAAACUAGGUCCCCAUGUUUUACAAGAGAUCCAAUUAUUGCACCAGCAGAGACUCGUGUUGCCCUAUUAACCAUGCCAUGUUUAGAUGACGUGUAGCUCAUGGAGAUGGGCCACACCAUCUCUAUAUUGCUUAUUAAAAGGUCAGACAGGAAGCCGUUUGCUCCUGGAAUAUAUUUUUACCACUGAAUAAACACGGCUACAUAGCUUUCCUAUCAUUAUUCUAAAGAGCUGCUUGUCUUGUAUCAUCUGCCAAACACCGCUAUUGAUGUUACUUGCUAUUUAGGUAAUGGUUCAUUUUCGCCCACAUUAUUGUGCUAAUUAUCUGUAUUUAUAAAAAGUGCCUCCAUCUGUUAGUGUGACUUAUGUAAUGAAUGGAGACCAUUCGGAGUUUAACAUCAACAUAUGUUAAAUAACAAGGACAAAUGUACGUUUGUGGGGAGGGUUUUUAUGAGAAUUGCUAUGCAAAGUGUUUAAAUAAAAGAUUGUUUCUUCAAACCA